CCCUCGAGCAUCCAUCCCCCACUGAUCUCAGCGCAGGGUUCGCUGCUCCGGGGCGGAACUGGCAAAACCCUAAUGCGAACACUCGCCCUAACCGGGCAAACAGGAACCCCGGCGGCUUCAUGCAGCCCCGACCGUGCUGGGGAGCUCAACCCAAGGGCACCACGGGGAUGUCCGACAGGACCGCCGUCAAGAUGCGGGGGAGGGGAAAGAGAACCCCAUCCCCCGGCUUUCCAGGGCUGAGAUGCAGCUGCAGCCCCAUGCAAAAGAGGUGGCAGAAACCACGUCGGCACACACCCCCACCACCCUUGGUGCUGCUCGGGAGGGAGCCUUGUGUCCCGCUCCCUGAGGUUCUCUUCACUUCCCAGAGCAGGCAGAGCAGCCUUGGGAAUAUUUCACACCACCAGCCCUCGCAGCUGCUGCUGUGCGUGGACACGGGGUUCCUUUUUGUUCCAGGGAGCCAGCCUGCACCCCCCAGGGCUGUCACCCAGCUGGUGUCUCCAGGGACUUCACCAGGAAGUGACACUUUCCAUUUCGUGUCACACUCGGCUGCCAAAGAGGGAGGCUGGGGAAGGGGGUUGCUGCUCCCCUCCUCCAUAGUCGUGGGGCACACAGCCAGAGAAAGAGGGAAGGAUGGAAGAGGGAGUCAUGUAUGCUGAGCUGCGCCUGCCCCCUGCACCAGCCCCUGUGCAGAAAGCACAGAUGCCCUGGCACUGGGCAGCCCUCAGCCUGGGUGCCCUGUCCCUGCUGCUCCUGCUGGCACAGAUCAUCCUCGUCGGACUGGGCUUCCACUACUUAGUUCAACAGGGGAGCUGCUGUCAUGGUCCCCAGUGCCUGGAGAACCUCAGCUCUGGGCUACAGGCUUUGCAAGGAAGCUGCCAGUUCUGCCCAGCUGGCUGGCUGUGGCAUGCAGGGCGCUGCUACUACUUCUCCUCAGCCAAAAGGAACUGGGAGCAGAGCAAGGAGGACUGCUGCUCCAGAGAGGCACAGCUGGUCAUCAUCCAAGCCAACAGCACACUGGCUUUCCUGACACGCGUGUCCCAUAAGGACAUCUUCCAUGUGGGGCUGAAGUUGAGCUCUUUCAGGUCUGAAUGGAAGUGGCUGGAUGGCACCACGCUGAAGGGGCUCUUCCCAAUCCAGCGCACCACUAGCUCCUACAUGGCCUGUGGCAGGGUGUCGGGGUCAGGGCUCUCCGGUGGCCAAUGUGGGGAAGUCCAUGGCUGGGUCUGUGAGAAAAGUGCCGUCACCCUGCAGUGGCUGCAGUCCUCACCACCUGCUUUCGUCUGGGGAAACACCACAUAUACCUGUGCAGGACCGUGGUGACAAUGGAGACAGCCAGUGCACUGAGUCAGGCACACAGGGCACUGACUCAGUACUCACAGCUCUUCAUCUCUCCCCUUUGUUUAUUGUACAUUGCUAAUAAACUUUGACACUCACACUGUGUCUGUCUUUGGGGUUUAGGGUUGGGG
Coturnix japonica (Japanese quail) is the source of this 1466-nucleotide messenger RNA. RefSeq names its product C-type lectin domain family 2 member B-like. NCBI's taxonomy places the organism in Eukaryota, Metazoa, Chordata, Aves, Galliformes, Phasianidae. The record is from RefSeq and is a predicted model, not a curated record. Gene Ontology annotation, molecular function: signaling receptor activity. Gene Ontology annotation, cellular component: cell surface; plasma membrane. Gene Ontology annotation, biological process: regulation of natural killer cell mediated cytotoxicity.